Molecule: messenger RNA, 1287 nt
Organism: Penicillium concentricum
Lineage: Eukaryota; Fungi; Ascomycota; Eurotiomycetes; Eurotiales; Aspergillaceae
Product: Major facilitator superfamily domain general substrate transporter
Exons: 5
Coding region: 1-1287 (428 amino acids)
Biological process (GO): carbohydrate transport; transmembrane transport
Cellular component (GO): membrane
Molecular function (GO): carbohydrate:proton symporter activity
Source: RefSeq, a predicted model, not a curated record
AUGGUAGCAUCAAGCUAUACCCUCGCUGCCACGGUAUGUGCACUUGCAGUCUCAUGGCUUGGCAUGCCCCUAGGCCGACGAGGCUGUAUAGUCCUUGGCGACAUGUUGGUCAUCAUUGGAGGAAUUCUCCAAGCCUCAUCUUGGUCCGUUCCUCAGAUUAUCGUUGGACGGGUGAUCUGUGCUGAGAUGAGUCUCACGGAAAAGGAGCGAGGGCCAGAGGUAGCAUUCCAGUGCAUAUUUCUUGUGAGUGGUUGUGCAUUCGCAUACUGGGUGGAUUUUGGCUUCACGCGCCUAGACAAUCAACUUUCAUGGCGCGUUCCCGUUGCGUUUCAAGCCGGCCUCGCCGCUGCUUCGGGCGUGGGGAUGUUUUUGCUGCCGGACACGCCUCGAUGGUAUUACGUUCGCGGUCGUCUAGAGGAAGGGGAUGAAGUCCUAUCUCGUCUUUACAACCGGCCUGUCUUGGAUUCCGAGGUCCAAACCAUGCGAGAGUCCAUCCUGGCAUCCCUUGAACUUGAGUCUGAGGAAACCAAAAGCUUGAAUGUGCUAGAUCUCUUUUGGGAUCGAACCAACUUGCGGGUGGGACGACGUUUGCGCAUUGCUUUCUUGAUCCUGUCUUUACAACAGAUGAUGGGGAUCAACGUGGCCGUUUACUACAGUGUCACUAUAUUUUCACAGAUUGGCCUCUCCUCUACGCUGUCCCAACUUCUCGCGGCUGUGAUGAACACUAUCUUCGCGAUCGGUUCCCUCUUCCUUCCUCCAACUAUUGAAGUAUUCGGAAGGAGGAAAAUACUGAUGUUCUCAGCUGGAGGUCUAACAAUGUGUCUCGGUGUUUUUGUCGCAAUGAUCGGAUCCCCGAAUCCUACACUGACAAAGCAAUGGGUUGCAGUCGCAGCAAUUAUUGUAUACAAUCUUAUAUUUGGAUAUGGAUGGAUCGGCGUUUGUUGGUUAUAUGGUCCCGAGAUCGCUCCGUUACAAUUCCGUCACAUCGGAGGUGCUGCUAGUGCAUUUGGCGAAUGGCUUUUCUGCUUUAUUACUGUUUUUGCGGGAGGUAUUGGGCUCGAGAAAGUUGGGUGGAAGUUGUGGCUUUGGUGCCUCCUUUCAUGCGCAGUGGCCGUGCCCUUUGUCUACUUCAUGUGCCCUGAGACGACGGGGAAGACACUCGAAGAAAUUGAUUUGUUGUUUCAAAAGGAGGGCGAAGCUCCUCGGACCAAUCUUCAUUCUCUCGACCAAUGUUCGAAUGAGAAAGAGGAGGUUCAUUAUUUCCACCAAGAGACUGCUCGCGUGUGA